Molecule: messenger RNA, 186 nt
Organism: Paramecium pentaurelia
Lineage: Eukaryota; Ciliophora; Oligohymenophorea; Peniculida; Parameciidae
Source: the annotation of a GenBank genome assembly
AAUGUGCUUGUUGCUAUAUUUAAACUAAUGGAAUAGACAAAUAUCCUCAAUUAUAAUUGGAUGUAAAUCCACUUACAUCAUAUAUAUAGACAAAUACAAAAUUUAUGAUACUUUUUCAAAUGACGAUGAAGCCUAAGUAUUUUAUUAAGAAAAUCAAAAUAUACUUCAGGCCAGUCUAUAUUGACU